Xiphophorus couchianus (Monterrey platyfish) is the source of this 1789-nucleotide messenger RNA. Its product is annotated as galectin-4-like. Lineage: Eukaryota; Metazoa; Chordata; Actinopteri; Cyprinodontiformes; Poeciliidae. Gene Ontology annotation, molecular function: carbohydrate binding. Bases 81 to 1142 code for a protein of 353 amino acids. The record is from RefSeq and is a predicted model, not a curated record. The transcript has 14 exons.
UUUGUUUGUCUGGUUUCUCCUCCCUCCUUCAUCGCUCAUAUAAAGUAAAGUUCAGAUUUUUCUGCUUUCUGCUCGUCGCCAUGACUUCCGUCGCUCCUCCGGGCUACCGGCCCGUCUACAACCCUAGCAUUCCUUACCUCAGCCCCAUUCAUGGCGGCGUACGGGACGGAGUGUCCAUCUACAUCCAGGGAUCGGUUCCUGAAAACAUCACCAGGUUUCGGAUCAACCUUCUGUGCGGAGAGUCGGACUCCAGCGAUGUGGCCCUGCACUUCAACCCUCGAUUCGACGGCUGGGACAAAGUGGUUUUCAACAGCCGUAAAGGUGGAUCCUGGAUGUCGGAGGAGAAGAUCCACAAGAUGCCUUUCUCCAAGGGCAAGCCCUUCGAGUUGGUCAUCAUGAUCACUGCCAAGGGAUUCCAGACUAAAGUCAAUGGGAAGGACUUCUUCCUGUUCCCUCACCGCCUCCCUGUAGAGCGGAUCCGGGCCAUCCAGGUCUCCGGAGACGUUACCAUCCAAACCAUUAACAUCAUUGGGGGUGCAGGCGGUGGCGGCGGCGGUUCGCUUCCUGGAGGAACCGGAGGAGGAUAUCCAGGAUGCAGCGUGGGGCAGGGAGGAUAUCCAGGAUGCAGCGUGGGGGGUGGAUGUCCUGACGACAUGGGAGGUGGAUACCCAGGAAGCAACAUGGGGGGAGGUUUUCCAGGAUCCCACCUGCCGGGAAUGGGAGGGCAGCCAGUCUACAACCCACCUGUGCCGUACGCCGCCCUGAUCCCAGGAGGGAUGUACCCUAAGAGGACCAUCAUCAUCCGGGGCAUGGUGCCCUACGGGGCCAAAAGGAUGGGCUUCAACCUGGUGGUGAGCAGAACCCAGGACGUCGCCUUCCACAUGAACCCCAGAGUGAAGGAGGGCGUUGUGGUGCGAAACAGCCGGACUGGAGGGAAGUGGGGCAACGAGGAGCGAGAGCUCAGCGGGUCGCCCUUCACGGAGGGGCAGUACUUUGACAUGUCGAUUCGCUGCGGCAACCAGAGGUUUAAGGCGUUUGUGAACGGGCAGCAUCUGUUUGACUUCUUCCACCGAACCAACUUCAGCGAAAUCGACAAACUGGAGAUAGACGGAGACGUUCAGAUCUCCUACGUCCACUUCUGAUUCUCUGCUCAUCACUGCUUCCUUUUGUGCAAGUUUCAGUUUUGCAUCAGUUGUUUGCAUUGAUAAAGCUCAAGAAGAGAAUGUGCUUUUGAAUUUAUUCAUUUCUUAUGCAAAAACAUUGUAAAAAAAAAACCCAAAACAUCGGCAGUGACGAAAUCAAAGUAGUUAUUGUACGAAAAUCCUUAGAAAUGUAAAAACACCAGCAGAAACAUUCAACAAAAUGCAAAAUACUGGCUCUCUGAAGGCACUUGGGAAGGUUGUGAAAGGCUGAUGAGGAUAAUGAGGAAGAAGAAAAAAAAGCUCCAUGUACACAGGAAACAGGAAGUGAAUCUCAGUUUCAGCACCUUUUUUUUUCUUUUCUGAAAGUCCCAAUGAUUAAACAGUACCAAUGUAUUACAAAAACAAACCAAAAAAAGGGAAAUGAAGUAGUUUUUCAUAACAUUCUGUAACUGUACACGGUUUUAAAAGUACCUUUGAUGCUCACAAAGCAGCACAGAGCGAUUUCUUCUCCCAAAAUCUAAUCUGAAGACUUAAUGCAGGACUAGAGAUAAACAUAUACUGUUUAUAUACAUACAUAAAAAUAUAAGUGCAUACAUGUUGCAGCGCCGGAUGUCCUCCUCGUCCUAAGUGCAACAGUUUGAGAAACC